This is a messenger RNA of Uncinocarpus reesii 1704, 1089 nucleotides long. RefSeq names its product HAD-superfamily subfamily hydrolase. Gene Ontology annotation, cellular component: mitochondrion. Gene Ontology annotation, biological process: glycerophospholipid biosynthetic process. Lineage: Eukaryota; Fungi; Ascomycota; Eurotiomycetes; Onygenales; Onygenaceae. The coding region runs from base 1 to 1089 and encodes 362 amino acids. The record is from RefSeq and is a predicted model, not a curated record. The transcript has 3 exons.
AUGGCUUUUGCUUCCCAUGGCGUUCUUCUUCGAGCCGCGCAACCACUUCCCGGGGCAGCCAAAUCCCUCUCCCUCUUGGAACGCCAGAGAAUCCCGUUUAUCUUGUUGACAAAUGGCGGUGGAAUGUCCGAAUCCGAGAGAAUAGGCCAAUUGAAUGAUCGACUGGGUCUUCAACUACACCACGAUCGCAUUAUACAGAGCCAUACACCGUUUGCCGAACUGGUGGAGGGCAAAAAGGAGCAAGAGCCCUUGGAGAACAAAUGUGUGUUGGUUGUUGGCGGGCCAAACGAUAGAUGCCGUCAUGUGGCCAAACAAUAUGGGUUCAAGUCUGUCGUGACUCCAGCGGAUAUCUUCAUGGCGCAUCCCUCGAUCUGGCCGUUUUCAAAGAGCUUCAGUGACCACUACAAAAAUUUUGCACAGCCCGUUUCCAGGCCGGUCACAGGCGGCUCUCCGGGGAACCUCAAAGUUGACGCGAUACUUGUUUUCAAUGACCCAAGGGAUUGGGCAUUGGAUAUUCAAGUGAUCAUCGACCUACUACUUUCCCAUCAUGGCAUUUUGGGCACUUACUCUGAGAAGAACAAUCGGGAGGAUCUGCCCAACCGCGGUUACCAACAGGACGGACAGCCUAAACUAUACUUUUCCAACCCGGAUUUGCUAUGGGCCGCAGCGUAUCACUUACCGCGACUUGGGCAAGGGGGAUUCGCUGCAGCGCUCCAUGGAGUUUGGGAUGCGCUUACCGGUGGCCCUGCUGCUGGCGUCAAAUUACAAAGCACGAUGAUCGGGAAGCCUCACCAGUCCACCUAUGAAUUCGCCGAGAAGAGGUUGCUCCAGCAAAGAGAGAGCGCCUUCAAAGGGGCAGAUGUGGUUCCCCUUCGUGACGUUUAUAUGAUUGGUGACAAUCCCGAAUCAGAUAUCCGCGGCGCCAAUUCUUUCAACAGUGCUACUGGGACUGAAUGGACGUCUAUCCUGGUAAAAACAGGAGUCUACAGGGGAGAAAAGCCAGCCUGGCCACCGAAGGUCAUUGUGAACGGGGUCCAAGAUGCGGUUGAGUGGGCUCUGAAAAGGUCACAGUGGUUGACCUCUCCAUAA